UACAAUAUUGCCCACAGCAGACUGCUCGGCAUUACAGACGGCUGGCGGCGGAGGAGGCGGUGGUAACCUGUUUUCCGACUCUACCUUUCAGUUUUCCUGCCAACAUCAAGUACCUUUGGAUCAACUUCGUGGAGAAACUUUGUGAGCCUUAUUGGCAUCUUCUCUGACAAGCAAACACUCAAAGUGAAUAAGACUUCUCUUGGAGCCCUUAUUUGAACACCAUCUUAAGCAUAUUUGAAGUGUUAUCACAGUCUUGAGGAAGUACACAACCAUCUGUUGCCUGGAUAUUUCUGUUUGAAAUAUGGCAAAGAAAAACCAGAAGGACACGUCAGGGGUGGUGUUUGACACUCGGUCAAAAAUGGCCAUGUCCCAGGGAGGAACAGCUGAGAGGAUGAAGGAGAAGAUCAGUGCCGUCAGAGCAGUUGUCCCCAACAAAAGUAACAAUGAGAUUGUACUGGUCUUGCAGCAUUUUGAGAACUGCGUUGACAAGGCCGUCCAAGCUUUCUUAGAAGGCAGUGCAGUUGAGAUCCUGAAGGAGUGGAAUGUUACCGGCAAAAAGAAGCCCAAGAAGAAAAAGAAGCCCAAACCUCAGCCAGAGGCUGCAGCAGAGCCUGCUCCACCUGAGGCCACACCGCCUGAGGAGGGCAAGGAGGAGGUGAACGGCUUUCAUGCCAACGGCUCAGUCCUGGAUGGAGAGUCACUUGAUUCUCUGAGUGAACAGUUGGACUCCGCCUCCCUGGAUGCAGCUGAGCUGGACUCUGAACCCGCUACAUCAGAAACCACCGGUGCAGAGGCAGAAAGUCAAGGUAGCGCUCCGAGUCCCCCCUUACAGAAAGGAGGGAGGAAUCAACAGGGUCCUAGAGGCAACAAGAACCGACACAGGACAGGCUCAACUUCACAUCCACAUCCACCCUCUUCCCCAUUUCCACCCACCACUGAUGAGCAAGGGUCAUCGGGAGUCAAGAAGAUGGCUCCCAACAUUGACCGCUCUGUGAAGGACCUGCAGAGAUGCACCGUCUCACUGACUCGCUACAGGAUAGUGGUGAAGGAGGAGAUGGACUCCUCAAUCAAAAGGAUGAAGCAUACGUUUGCUGAGCUCCAGAGCUGUUUAAUGGACAGAGAAGUGACUCUACUGGGAGAAAUGGACAAAGUGAAAGCAGAGGCCUUGUUAAUUUUGGACGCCCGGCAGAAGAGAGCGGAGGAGCUCAGAAGGUUGACUGACCAGUCGGCAUCCAUGUCUGAGGAGCAGUUAGGUGAACUGCGUGCAGACAUCAAGCACUUUGUGAGUGAGCGCAAAUAUGAUGAAGACCUCGGGAGGGCUUUAAGAUUUACGUUUGAUCUUGAACCACUGAAGACAAGCAUCACAGGGUUUGGAUCAGUUUACCAUCCACGUACAGGUUAUUCAAAUCGGUCCCGUUGUAGCUCCACGUCCUCUUCUGUCACCAGCCCAAGUCUGCUGGAAACUCCUCCUCCUCCUCCCACCCAGACCCAAAGCUCCCUCGGUGAACACCACCGCCCUCCACCAAACAAACAGAUUUUCCAAGGCAACAGGCGUACUUUCCAGGGACAAGGAUAUCACUCAGGUGGUCAGAGGUAUAACGGCAGUUCCUACAAUGAGAGAAACGCCGGUCGUCCUAACCACCGCUACCAGAGUGACGGGGGUUCUUCUGGUCCUUCCCAGCACUCAAAUAGCUCAAGAGGUCCCCACCAUUCCUCUACAUCCUCCCACAACCGCACACAAGGGGCAACAACUGACCGACCUUCUAAUAACGGGCUGCCCCAAAGGCCUCCACGGACGCAAUGCCCUUGACAUUGGAAAUCCUGUGCUUAAUCAAACCCAUCUACUAACCCUUGCAUCCCCCUCCCAAUACCCUCCCCAUACCCUCAUCACUCUCCCCUCUACUAACUCCUUACAAUGAAGAAUAGAAUACAAGUUUACAUAUUUCCGUUAGUUGAGCUGUAAUGCCACCUCUCUAAAUCUAUCCAUUCAUCCUUCAAACUUGAAAAGCUCUCACUGUUCUGUAUUCGUUCUUCCUUUUGCAUUUCUCCCUUCCUGGCUAAGGUAACAGCUUCUAUCUUUAGGCCCUCUUUGAGAGAUCUCAUUGCUAUGCUAUUGUCAGUCUCUGUUACGGAUGUUUUGCCAGAGACUGACUCGAUUACCUGCAACAAUUUGUGCACUAUUGAACCUGAACUCUUAGUACUUCUGUUUUUGCUGUGGCUUAUGUCAUCUCUCUGAUUAGCACCUCUGUUUUGUUUUUUUGUUCUUGUCACCCAGAACCAUUUCAAUACCUUCACGAUGGAAAGCGAAGUGAAAGUACGAAAGUAGUUCUAGCAGUAACAGAGGUUUUUGUCAUCAGGAGAGUAGACAUGCAAUCAACACUACAGACUAUCGUUAAUCUUUACAAGGUUAGAAAAAUGAAACAUAUCAAACUGUAAUCCAGAGCUUUUCAUAUGGCUGCUAUAAACCAUAGGGAACUCAUUAACACUAGGAUUUAAAUGUGUUUGAGUUUAACUCCGAGGACACAGAGGAUGCCCUUUUUAAAGCAAUAGUUUGACAUUUGAGAAAUGACUCAUUCUCUUUCUUGCCAAGAGUUGGAUAAGUAGAUGGAUACCAGUCUCAUAUUUGACCACUAAAUUUGAAACUAGCACCAGCACACGGUUAACUUAGCUUAGCACAAAGACUGAAAGCGGUUAGAAACGGCUUUGUUUCCUGUCCGAAUGUCAUAAAAUCCAAAUUUCACAAUUUAACACUUUCUAUCUUGUUAGUUUUUUUUUUUUUUAUAAGUGUAAAAACUACAAGUUGCGGUUUUAUAGGGUUUAUGUGCCGGGCAGAGCAAAGCUAGCUGUUUCCUUUGUUUCCAGUCUUUAUGCUAUGCUAAGCUAAUCUGAUCAGCUGUUAGCUGUAGCUUCAUAUUUACCGUACUGACACGAGAUUGUUAUCAAACUUAUCCAACUAUCUGCAAGAAAACAAAAAUGCACAUUUCCCAAAAUGUCAAGCUUUUGCUUUAAAUAUUGGCUAAGACUGCAAUGUAUCGCCCUCCGAAAGGCCAUCUGUGUGAUUGUGUGCUGUUGUUGGCUUUCUGUCCAUUAUUUUGUAAGCGAGGGCUCAACCUGCUGUUGAAAAACAUGUUAGAACUCACAUCAAAGGAGACUGUUCACAUGCUGUUCUAUAUUUAGUCCUUGACAUUCAUUCAGAUGAAUUUUCUUCCACACGCACCGUUUCUUCUUUAUGUUGUUAAAUGCACAUGGAUGGCAUAUUAAUGACAUGCUUGCCUUUAGUCACAGAGAGACUUCACCUUUGCCUUUCUAGAGACAUGGAUGUCUGCAUCAUGGCGGCUUUUUAGCAGAUGGUACUUGUAGAGCGGGUGUGCGAUUUAUAAAUAUGUGUGAGAAUAAGAUCUUCUCUUCCCCUUUUUUUAUAUUCUCACUUUAUCCCCUGUGUGAACAUAGAACUGAUCAAAAACUGAUGAAUGCAUUGGAAGGUUGUAUUGAUUUCACAGAUAUUUCUUUUUCUAUGGCUGCCAAGAUGCUUUGAGGCUGUUUUGUUGAGGUUAAUUCUCAUGGUAGUGCCCACAGCUGGUGUAUACCUCAUUGCUGAUGUUUGGGCCUGUUUUCAAUCGGUUUUGUCGCAGUGGGCUCUUAUUUAAGGGACAGGGACCCCUGGUGUUUGCGCAUCUCUUAUCUUCUUGUAGUUUUGUACAUACAGUAAGUGGAGCUGCAAGGCUGUAGUCUCAGACUGGUUGUUACAUAAUUGCUGCAUUUUCUUCAUAAUGUGUCGUCUUCCUUCGAGCAGACUUUUGGAAAAAAAAUGAAUUUAUAAUAGGUUCUCUCUCCCCCCCUUUUUUUGUUUCUUUGUGGUUUUCUGAUCAAAGAGAUAUUUUUCUUCAUAUUUGAGAUUAAGUCUUUACUUCAGUUAUUAUUUUACUUAAUGUUGGGGAGAGAAGAGCGUUAACUUUUUUGAGAUCGUUGGUAAAUAUGUGCUGUAAUGACAACAGGAAUAGUAUAUUUUUUGAAAUACGCUCAUUUCGUUUCUUACCGUUUGUUAACACUUAUGAUAAAGCAUACAUCUCAUCUUUGUGUCGCUUGUAGAAGUGUGUGUUUCAGUUUAGUUUGGGCUCAUUGUUGCCCCUUGUGUGCGUUGGGGGAAAAAAACCACCUGUGGUUCUCAUCAACAGUGGUUGCAGUGGAUCAGGGCGCAGUAAUGAGCCAAUGCAACUAAAAAAACUUACUUUGACAAGCAACAGAAAGGAGAAAUGUAUGCUUUAUCGAAAGUGUUUUCCAACAGUAAAUGGUUUAACAGUAGCAAAGACUUCAAUAAUGAAGAAUAACUGGUUGCUUUGGCAAAUGUUUAGGCUGUCUCCCACUCAGACAGUCCUGAACGGGGCUAAAAACUGCUUUGUUUCCUCUCCUCGUGACAAAAAAACACUUAACAGCCCUGGUGAGCUUAAAAGGGGCUGCUAGGUGGAUUGUGUUUUGUUUGUUGGACAAAGCUUAGCUACCUGUUUUAUUAUCACUCAGUAAUGUAGUGAAAACGUGUAUUUCCUAAAAUGUCAAACUUUUCCUUAAAUGCUUUCAGAGUUGGUAAAGACUUUUUUGACUGGUGUUUUGGGGGACUGCAGGACAAAUGAUAAACAAAUCAGCUUUUAUUCCACACAUCUCCAGUGUGCACUGGAGGUGCUGGAUUCGUUCAAUCAAGGCUCAAAGAGUAGAUUUAGUCUGCCUCACUUUAUCCACUUUUUUUGUUUUACAUUCCAAACUGUAGUAAUAUUAGGUUAUCACCAAAGAUCAUUUUGUCCUGUUUUCAAGUUCCUGCCUUUUUUCUUUCCUCUGCCUGUAAAGAAUUCCAAAGGGGAUUAAUCCAACACUUCUCAUUUUCUUCUUCUUCUUCUUCUUCUUCUACUUAUUCCCACUCUACUUUAUUUUCUGAUUCCUUACUGUAUAUACAUUUAUGUAGCUAUAUAAUUUUGUGCUCACAUGGGGCAUUUUGUAUGUGAUAUUCAUAUUAGGCAUAAUGGAAGUUAAAACAUUUAGUUCAUUCUUUCUUCCAGUAGACCUUGUGUCGUCCUUCUCAAGACAACGUUUCUGAGACAACUGUAAACUCAAGUGCCUUUUCUUGUCUCCCACCGAUUCAUUGACUUCCCCUCCACCAGAGAAUGGACCAAAGACAUCGACCGUCCCCGACACCUCUGUCCUCUCUUUCUCCCCACUCACUGAAUUGCACACUUUUCAUUUACUACGAAUAAACAGUUUGCAAUACUGA
This is a messenger RNA of Anoplopoma fimbria (sablefish), 5260 nucleotides long. It is a transcript of the gene spats2, whose product is annotated as spermatogenesis associated serine rich 2. Gene Ontology annotation, molecular function: protein binding. Gene Ontology annotation, cellular component: cytoplasm. NCBI's taxonomy places the organism in Eukaryota, Metazoa, Chordata, Actinopteri, Perciformes, Anoplopomatidae. The record is from RefSeq and is a predicted model, not a curated record. The transcript is spliced from 13 exons. Bases 302 to 1810 code for a protein of 502 amino acids.